Bacidia gigantensis is the source of this 2931-nucleotide messenger RNA. RefSeq lists its product as uncharacterized. Gene Ontology annotation, cellular component: Pwp2p-containing subcomplex of 90S preribosome; small-subunit processome. Gene Ontology annotation, molecular function: protein binding; snoRNA binding. The record is from RefSeq and is a predicted model, not a curated record. Gene Ontology annotation, biological process: maturation of SSU-rRNA. The transcript has 3 exons. The coding region runs from base 1 to 2931 and encodes 976 amino acids. Lineage: Eukaryota; Fungi; Ascomycota; Lecanoromycetes; Lecanorales; Ramalinaceae.
AUGGUGAAAUCCUACUUGAAGUUUGAGCACUCAAAAACCUUUGGGCUUGUUGUAUCUGCUUCUGCAAAUGUAGUCUGGUGCCCGGAUGAAGAUGCUAACGCCGCCUCCCGUAUCUCGGGUGGAGGGAGAGCGAUAGUUGGCGCUGAUGAGGAAGUAUUAUGUUGGCACUUGAAGAAAGGAGAGUUGAUUAGCCGUUGGAAGGAUCCAGCAUGUAGCGCUACGGUCACUGCCAUCACUCGUAGCAAAACUGAUCCAGAUCUUUUCGCCGUGGGGUACACCGAUGGCAGUGUCAGACUGUGGGACUCCCGAACAGCAAGUAUUGUCAUAAACUUCAACGGACAUAAAUCAGCCAUAUCGACGUUACAAUUUGAUGUUGACGGCGUGAGACUUGCAAGUGGGUCAAAGGACACCGAUAUUGUUAUUUGGGACCUCGUUGCCGAAGUCGGGCUGUUCAAGCUUCGAGGCCACACGGACCAGAUAACAGGUCUUCACUUCCUCAAUGUCGAUUCUCGGCCUCUGACAAAUGGCCAUGGACUAAACAGUGAAAUCGCAAUAGACAUAAGUAGCGCAUCUCACCAAAGUUCAACGACCUUUCUGCUCUCAACGGGAAAAGAUGCAUUGCUCAAAUUGUGGGAUAUCAACGCGCAACAUUGCAUAGAGACUCACGUUGCGCAAUCACAUGGAGAAUGUUGGGCAAUGGGUGUCUCUCCUGAUGAUUCUGGAUUAAUAACGGCUGGGAACGAAGGUGAGCUCAGGACUUGGUCGAUCGAUCUGGAAGGCUUGAGCAAGAGCUCAAAUGAUGCGUCUGAGACCACAACGAAGCAGUAUCUCCGAGAACGAGGAGUAUUCUACCGCCAAGGAAAGGACCGUACGACAGGUAUUCAUUUCCAUGCCAACGGACGCUUUGUGAUUGGUCAUGGAGCAGAAAAGGCUGUAGAGGUGUGGAGAAUCAGAUCUGGGGACGAGAUUCGAAAGGUUCUUCUGCGAAAGCGAAAGAGACGGCGAGAAAAGCUUGCACUUUCUAAUGAAAAUGCUCACGUUGGGGACCAAAACGACAAGAUUGAGUCUAUUGAUGAAAUCGCUCAGGCGGAAGUUCAGGAUGUCAUUGUUCCUUAUGUCAUUGUGCGAACAGGAGGAAAAGUUCGAUCAGUUUGUUGGGCAAACCAGAAAUCGCAUAAGCAUCUGCAAUUUCUUACUGCUGAAAUUAACAAUCAGCUCGAAGUCUGGACUAUCCCGAUCACAUCUCCUGAAAAGUCCACAAAGUCGAGUGAGGCACCCAAUUAUGAUCGGACUCUAGCAAUCGACAUACCUGGACAUCGUACUGACGUUCGCGCGUUGGCUACAAGCUCUGAUGAUCGAAUGCUUGCGUCUGCAAGUAACGGUGCCCUUAAAGUGUGGAACUUGAGAACGAACAACUGCAUCCGUACGCUAGACUGCGGGUACGCGUUAUGUACGGCAUUUUUGCCUGGGGACAAAAUAGUGGUUGUUGGAAAUCGAGAUGGGGAGCUUGAAAUGUUCGACAUAGCUUCGUCCUCGCUGCUAGAUACUGUCAAAGCGCAUGAUGGACCAAUAUGGACAAUGCACGUUCAUCCUGACGGAAGGUCCCUCGCUACAGGUAGCGCUGACAAGUCGGCCAAAUUCUACAAUUUUGAAGUGGUUCAAGAGGAGAUCCCAGGGACGAGGAGAAGCACCCCUAAAUUUAAACUCAUCCAUAUAAGGACGUUGAAAGUUACCGACGAUGUCCUCAGUAUUCGUUACUCUCCAGAUGCCCGUCUCGUGGCCUUAGCAUUGCUUGACAAUACGGUCAAGAUCUUCUUUACCGAUUCUCUUAAGCUCUUUCUCAACCUCUAUGGGCAUAAGCUACCUGUUUUAAACAUGGACAUCUCGUUUGACAGUAAAUUGAUAGUGACGUGUUCGGCGGAUAAGAAUGUGAGACUCUGGGGUCUUGAUUUCGGUGAUUGCCACAAAGCCUUCUUUGCCCAUCAGGAUAGUAUUUUGCAAGUAACGUUUGUUCCACACAAUAACGAUGGCAAUGGCCAUCAUUUCUUCAGUGCUAGUAAAGACAAACGUAUCAAAUACUGGGACGGAGACAAAUUUGAGCAAAUACAAAAGUUAGAUGGACAUCAUGGCGAGAUCUGGGCAAUGGCAGUCAGCCACACGGGCGCUUUUCUUGUCAGUGCAAGUCACGACAAAAGUAUUAGGGUCUGGAACCAGACAGAUGAACAGGUCUUCUUAGAGGAAGAGCGAGAAAAGGAGCUAGAGGAGCUUUACGAAAGCACCCUAACCACUUCACUCGAGAAAGAGGAGGAGACCAGUGAAGAGAGGCCGGAAGCUGUAGCUGCCGGUAAGCAAACGAUUGACACGCUCAUGGCCGGGGAGAAAAUAGCAGAAGCUCUUGAGGUUGGGAUUGAAGACCUGAGAAUAAUGCAAGACUAUCACACGGCCAAAGGUACGCAACCUGGCCUCGCUCCGCCGCAGCGAGACCCCAUUUAUCUCGCAUACCACAACGUCUCGGCGGAGAUGCAUUUACUCAACACCGUCCAAAAGAUCCAGGCCAGCGCUCUCCAAGAUGCUCUCCUCGUCCUUUCUUUCGAUAAGAUCUCUUCUCUGCUGGUUUUCUUGCAGAUUUGGGCGGAUAGGCAAUGGAAUAUGCCUCUUACCUGCCGGAUUCUCUCCUUCAUGCUAAGAACGCAUCAUAAACAGAUCGUAGCUAGCAAGCAGAUGAGAAGUUUGUUAGACAACAUUAGAGAGAAAAUUAGGAAAGCUCUUGAAAGCCAGAAGGAUGAGAUGGGCUUCAAUCUUGCGGCUCUGCGUUUUGUUGGCAGAAGUAUAAGAGAGACUGGGAGGAAUGACUUCAUCGACGAAACAUUGUUUGAGGAGCCAGAUCUGUCGAAAAGCAAGAAGAAACGAGGCUUUGUGGAUGUUGCCUAG